This is a messenger RNA of Penaeus vannamei (Pacific white shrimp), 3166 nucleotides long. RefSeq names its product intraflagellar transport protein 81 homolog. Gene Ontology annotation, molecular function: tubulin binding. The record is from RefSeq and is a predicted model, not a curated record. Gene Ontology annotation, biological process: intraciliary transport; cilium assembly. Gene Ontology annotation, cellular component: cilium; centrosome; intraciliary transport particle B. Lineage: Eukaryota; Metazoa; Arthropoda; Malacostraca; Decapoda; Penaeidae.
AAUGUGCAAAGGAUACAUUCCUCAGACGGGUGAACCCAAGAGGAAAGACGAACCGAUAAUACACCUACAUUUUUCACCAUUACAGUACUCUUUUGUGAAUUAAAACAGGGAGUGUGGACAUUAGUUGGUCAAUUAUACGGGAUAGACUGUCAGAGACAAGCCAUACAGCAAACCAAUCACGAUGAGUGAAGAUAUCAGGUAUAUCGUAGGAGAGCUCAACAAGGAGCCAUAUAAUCGCAACUACAACCUUAUCAGCUUCGAUUCUCUUCAGCCAGAACAGUUGAUACAAGUCCUUAAUGAUGUGUUUGCGGAGAUUGAUUCCAAAAACCGCCUUGACAUUCGUGAGGAGGAGCCAGAACAAAUGGCCAUCAGAAUGCUGGGGAUGCUUCGUAUUUUGAAGUAUAAACCUCCAGACGACAACAUGAGCAAUUUCCGUCAAGGACUGGUGUCAGGAAACAAACAUGUUAUCUACCCAAUUUUGUACUGGCUUCUUCAGCGAAUGGACGAGCUGAAAAAACGAGCUUAUCUGGCAAAAUAUCUGGUUAAGCUAGAUAUUCCUGCUGAGAUUCUUGGUGAUGCUGAUAUUGCUGAUAUUCAUAUUAAGUAUGAAGAUCUUAUUGAGCAAUUCAAGACCAUCCAUCGUGAAUAUGAAGGUCUCAGAAACAGUGGCUUUUCUACACAUGAACUUCGACGAGACAUCUCAGCAAUGGAAGAGGAAAAAGAUCUGGUUAUGCGAAGGAUUGAGAGAAUGAAGCAGAGGGUUGAAGGAACUCCAAACAGUGAAGAAAUGCUCCAUUCAGCGAGGGCAUUGCGUAAAGAAAGGGAGAAGCAAAAGGAGAUGGCUCAGCAAGGCAUAGACCUCAAAGAUUCUACCCAGCUUUUAGAACAAAGGAUCAUGCGACUUCAGAAUCAGUUGAAGGAUAUUAGAAAGGCUGGGAUGGGGACAACUCCAGAAGGUUUGCUGCAGAGGCUAGAAGAAGAUGUAAAUGUAAAUAGCUACAUUGUGAAUGACAAGCUACCAAAAGAAGUUGCUGCAAAACAGAGAAUUGUUUCUACGCUUCAGAGGGUUGCAGCACAGCCAGCAAUGGGUCAGCAGGAGCUAGAUGCUGUGAAUAAGCAGAUACGUUCACUAACAACAGAGAUCAAUAACUUGAAUGAAGCUCGCAUGAAGGAGGUUGAAGAAGAUGAUAGUCCUGAGGGCAAGGUUGGAAAAUUGUCAUUCUUCCGACAAAAUGCAGCAAUUAUUGGACGGAAAAAGGAGCAAACAGCAGAACGAAUGAAUGAAUUGCGAAAUGAACUGGGAAAUUUGCAGGAUGACAUGAGGGACAAACAAGAGCAGCUUAAGCAAUACUCGGGUGAACAGGUUCUACGAGGUGAUGAAUUCAAACGAUAUGUAAAUAAAUUACGUGGGAAAAGCUCAGUUUAUAAGAUGAAAAGAGCAGAACUAAGUGAACUGAGAGCUGAAUUUGGUGUCCUGAGUAGGACAGAGGAAAUAUUGAAAGCCAAGGAUGCACAAAUAAUGGAGCAACUUAGUGCUAUGGAGGCACGCAUGGGUGUAACAGGCUUCCAUGAGACCCAAGAGAACUUGGAGAAGGUGUCUUCUGUUAAAGCAGAAGUUGAUAGCCGUAAAGGGAAGACUCUUGAGGAAAUGUCUGCAAUGGUGAUGGAACUGAACCAUAAAAUUGCAGAAAGAAAGGGCCGCUUAGCUCCAAUUAUCAAAGAACUGAGACCACUGAGGCAAAAAGCACAAGACCUUACUGUUCGAUAUAAUGAAAAAAAACACACCUUCGACUCGGUGGCUGCUGGUUUGGAUAGUAAUAUAGGAAAAUUGGAACAGGAAGUCAAGACCCUAAAAGAUGAAAUCAUAACAUCCCAGACUAAAUAUCAUGUGUUAUUGGCUGAACGGGAUGUCCUAGCAUAUAAACAGCAACAGGCUAGUGAUGAAAUAAAAUUAUACCUGUCGAAUGAUCCUCAGGACAAGAAAAAAUCACUCAGAGAACAGUUGAUGGGGCAUAUUAACGAACAAGAGAAGCUUGGUCGUACACUGAGGGAAGAGCAGAAAGCAGUAAAAGAUUUAGUUCAGAAUUCUGCAAAGCAGCUUGCAAUGUGGCAGGAUGUUAUACAGCUAAUGGAGGUGAAGAAGACCUGUUUGGAUGCUGCAAGAAACAGUGGAAACCUUACUAGAAAUAGUGGUGGUGAAGCUUUGGUGCUGUAAACUUGCCUGUUUAGAUUAUUUAUUGUUGGUUUAUUUUAGGCUGAGAUUUACCCCUUAUGUUUAGAGGCAGAGUACAGCCAGAAACAGGAGUUCAGCUUCACUUAACUUCACCAUAUAGUACUGUUUGCACAAAAAAACAACAAAAUAUUCUUAAUUGAGUAUUAUUAAUGCACCAAUUUUACAUAUUGAUAGGUUUUGAAUGUCAAAGGAAUAGUUGAUUCAAAACACCAUAUAGAUAGAAGCUACUAAAACCUAUGUACACAAUUUGUUAGUAAAUGUACAAAGACAAAUUAAAUACAAAGUCAAAUGAAAUUGAUAUAUAUUGUGAUUUCCAGUCCAAAUUUGCUAAACUACCAAGCUGUAAAGUGAUGUCAGAACUUAAUAUAUAGCAAGCAAGCUUGUAUGGUCUUCUACAUUUUAGAAGCAGAAAAAACAGAGACAGAGUAGAACAGUUUCAUGUGAAAUAAGGACAUACCAGUCUUUGUAUGAAGUUGAACGCAUGACUGCCAUAUGUGGUACAUUUUUGUGAUAAAUGUUAUUUCAAACAUUUGAGGAAUGUUGGAGGCAAAUCUUAACCAUACACAUCUGUUAAAACUUCUUUAGCUUCUCUUCGUAGAGUUGGCACACUUGCAUUAUAGUUAUGAAGAGGGAUUUCAAAUCUUUAAAUAAAUGUAUAUUCUUUUAGAUAGGAUAAGACCAGAAGUUUUGUAGUAUAUCUAAAUAUAAAUUUCUAGUGUGGCCUUCAUUAGGGGAGAAUAUUUAUUCCUCUUACAUUCACUUACUUUCUACUACAGAUUGCAUUAAUGUAAGUUUUAAAUGGAAGUUAUGAUUUUUUUCCUUUGAUUUAUAUUUAGUUACCCUUCAUAAUGUCAUAUGAAUUUUACCUACUAGUGGGUAUGACCUAAGAAAUGUUGUUUUUUAUUUUUGUUAUAUAUAUAUAUCUUUUAACAA